Messenger RNA from Rhizoctonia solani, 1296 nucleotides. RefSeq lists its product as uncharacterized. The record is from RefSeq and is a predicted model, not a curated record. Bases 1 to 1296 code for a protein of 431 amino acids. Lineage: Eukaryota; Fungi; Basidiomycota; Agaricomycetes; Cantharellales; Ceratobasidiaceae. The transcript is spliced from 4 exons.
AUGGGCUAUCAUCUUUUUUAUUACAUCUGGUAUGUUAUAUUUGAUCGAACGCACAUCAAGUCUAGGGAUAAUGCCUCUCUUCCCAAGCGCACCCUCCCAGUGGAGAUUAUCGCCCUCAUAAUUGAUGAAGCUGCGAGGCCAAUUAUGCGCGGGCCAUUAAUUCCUCUAGACUCGACCUCCUUGCAACCACUUGUAGCCGCGAAGCCAAGCUUUGAGAGCAUCCGCGGGUUGAGCGGUACCAAUCGCUGGAUCAGACAUCGAACCUUAUCCCGAUGGUUUAGCACAAUGGUUAUACGCAAAGGGAUGACUGGAAUAUGGCUGCCAGGCUGCAUAUAUCCACACAUAUUCUCUCCUCUCUUGGGUUACACCAUCACCAGAUAUUUCUCACAUUUUCUCUUGUUAUCGGAGCCAUUCACAUCCAAUGCUUCUUUAUUUGGUAGAGGCGAAGCCGGGCCAGCUAACAACCCUUUGUUUGACAACUAUAGGGAACUCCGUGUACUCUCUGCGGCUCUCACUGAAUCAGUGGCCGACGACGUUUUCAUGCGUUUUCCAAAUCUUCAUACGGUCAUUAUUGACGCACACAACGAUUUCGUUCCCCGUGCGCCAACCCCUGCCAACAUAUCCCAGUCCAUUGGACACUAUCGACUGGUGGCACCCCAGCUUCCGAGCACACUUCGCCGACUCUGGCUUACCAACGCUCACGGGCCCGACGUCCGUGUGAUUCAGAACGCUUGUAUUCAGUGCCCACAGUUGGAAGAUUUACGUAUCGAAAGGUGCACGCUUUUCAGUCCAAGAUUACUACCCGACCCAGUGGAGAGCGCCUAUUCUACCAGUGCGGAUAGCUAUGAUGAAAGCCACAAGUGUCAUUUUUGGAGCAAUUUUCCAAGCGAUCACGAUGCUUAUUUUGCAUCCAUUGGGGCCCCAGACUACGCGUCGUCUCUCGCAGACGAACUACGUCCGCUCAAGCAUCUGAAACGCCUACACAUGGGACUAUACCUCACUCCGACCGAAGCAAUCACGGUGCAUCGUACUCAACAUUCUAACACAUGCAUACAUGGAUCGAUUUGGACACCAAUCUGCCAAUCAUGCAGUGACGAGUUCGGAGCUACUACUCAAGAAGCAGAGGAAUCAGCAACUGCUGUCCUUGGCUAUCAGAUUUCCAGCUUGGAGGAAAUAUCUUGGUCAUCCUUUCAUUCAAUCAACAAAGCGGGAAGAAGCCUUUUCAAGAUCAAGCGCGAGCCCAACGGUGAAAUUAUCUGUCAACGACAAACAGAUAAUCUUGCCGAUUGGAAUUAA